Messenger RNA from Aureobasidium pullulans EXF-150, 1281 nucleotides. RefSeq names its product NAD(P)-binding protein. The record is from RefSeq and is a predicted model, not a curated record. NCBI's taxonomy places the organism in Eukaryota, Fungi, Ascomycota, Dothideomycetes, Dothideales, Saccotheciaceae. The coding region runs from base 150 to 1208 and encodes 352 amino acids. The transcript is spliced from 3 exons.
CAAUCAAGUUCUUUCCAAGCCACCAUUCUUUGUCAGAAGGAUAUAUAUAUGUCCGACCUGACCAAUUGCUUUGUCUGGUCUUGUUAUUCCGACCACGCCUCGACAUCAUCAUCAACAAAUACGCCAGUAUCUUCUCAACAAAGCUCAAGAUGCGAGCCCAAGACUCCUACUUUCCCGUUUUCCAAUCUCCAGAAGACAUGCCGAAUUUACAAGGCCGGACCGCUAUCGUUACGGGAGGUGCAUGCGGAAUUGGCGGCGAAAUUGCUCGCGCCCUUGCCAUCCACAAAUGCCGAGUCAUAAUGGUGAAUGCUCGUGCGAAGCAAGGCACGGAAGCUGUCUCUCAGAUCCGCAAGGAAGUCGGCCAGGACGCGGCCAUCGAAUGGCGAUAUUGCGACAUGACGGACCUCAUCCAAGUCCAAGAGGUGUUUUCUUCUCUAUGCGACGAGCUUCCGAGACUCGACUUGUGCAUACUAGGCUCGGGGAUCGAUCAAGCUCACUUCACGACCGAUCUUCAUUGCAUCGAUGCUUACUUCGGCAUGAUGUGGUUGGGCCACUUCUACGCCAGUAACCUUCUCUGGCCUCUCCUCCGCAGAACGUCGCGGAUAACUGGAGCUCCCGCUCCUCGCGUCAUCUUCGAAGCGCCAGGACAGCAGCGCUCGAAAAGCGUCGCCGACGACUCAUCCAGCGAUGAAGAGGAUAUCCGCCGCACCGCCUACGACGCAGAAGUCUGUUCGGAAAUCUUCCGCCGCUCGAGGACGAGCAUGAUCCUAGGUGUCCGACACGGCCUCGCCGAACGCAUUGCCAAACGCCAUCACGACAACAUCUACGCCAUUGCCGUGCAACCGUCAAAAGCAUCGUCAGACGCAAGCAGCCAUCCUAGAAGAGACAGCCAUUGGCAACCUUCGGACCUCUGCGAUCACGUUCUAGACACUUUAUCCAAGGACGAUCAUUUCACAGUACGCAGUAGUUCGCGCAUAGUCCUCUACGCAGCAACCUCAUCCGACGUCGAGAACGAGUACCUGAACGGUGCAUAUCUAGUAGACGUGGGCGUUUCAGGACGAGAAAAAGAUCUAGCCGCCGAUCCCUCCUUGGGACCAGGUUUCUGGGAUAUCAGCGAGAGGGCUAUCAAGGCGGUCGUUGGCAAAGACGCAAUGGUACCUUGGGACCAAGAGUGGGUGAAGUCACCAAAGGAUGAUGUGUCUGCAUAGGUGUUAUUGAGGUCUCAUGAAUGUUACGAAUUUUCUUGUCCAUGGUAAAAUCAGGUUCCAGUCCUCCAGUUGA